AUGGAGCUAGUAAAUGGAACCACGGUUCAGGAGUUCAUUCUGCUAGGCUUCAGCGUGGGACAACAGGGGCGAAUGCUGCUUUUUGCCUUGUUCACAGCUAUCUAUGCCCUCACAUUGGCUGAAAACUUCAUUAUCAUCAUGACGGUCAUUCAAGACUCUCACCUGGCCCGCCUUCCCAUGUACAUCCUGCUGGGCAACUUCUCCUGCCUGGAGAUCUGUUAUGUCACUGCUACUGUGCCGAGAAUGCUUUUUGACCUGCCUUUCACACACGGGGUCAUCUCCUUCCAUGCCUGCUUCAUCCAGUUUUAUGUCUUCUUCUCACUCGGCUGUACUGAAUUGUUGCUCCUCUCAGCCAUGGCCUUGGAUCGGUAUUUGGCCAUCUGCCGCCCUCUGCAAUACUCCAAGAUUAUGUCCCAAGAUUCUUGCUAUGCUCUGUCCCAAGAUUCUUGCUAUGUUCUAGUGGCUGUUUGUUGGAUCUUUGGUAUUCUGACACAUGUUGUACCAGGGGUUUUGAUCUCCAGGCUGUCUUUUUGUGGUCCCAACACUAUUGACCACUUCCUUUGUGACCCGGGCCCCAUCCUAGCCUUGGCUUGCCCUCCUGUAGGGUAUGUUGCCACCCUUCUCCAUGUCAUUGUCUCCUCUGUGCUGCUGGCCACCUUCCUCUUCAUUGUUGUGUCCUAUGGAUUUGUAGGUGUCACCUUGGUGAAAGCCUCUAGUCCAAGUAGCCGCGGCAAGGGCUUCUCCACAGUCUCUUCCCACCUAGCAGUGGUGACCCUUUUCUAUGGCUCUGUUGCAGCUAUGUAUGCCGGUCCCGAUGGGGAGAGUCAUGCCACAGUCACUAAAGUGGUGACUCUUUUCUACUCAUCGGUUACCCCUCUGCUUAACCCCCUGAUCUACUGUCUCAGGAAUGAUCAGGUAAAGGAAGCAAUGGCCAGGCUCUUGAAAAAGAAGAGGAUCAUAUAG
Messenger RNA from Gekko japonicus, 963 nucleotides. Its product is annotated as olfactory receptor 11G2-like. The record is from RefSeq and is a predicted model, not a curated record. The transcript has a single exon. Gene Ontology annotation, cellular component: membrane. Bases 1 to 963 code for a protein of 320 amino acids. Gene Ontology annotation, biological process: G protein-coupled receptor signaling pathway. Gene Ontology annotation, molecular function: G protein-coupled receptor activity; olfactory receptor activity. NCBI's taxonomy places the organism in Eukaryota, Metazoa, Chordata, Lepidosauria, Squamata, Gekkonidae.